Messenger RNA from Tilletiopsis washingtonensis, 1832 nucleotides. RefSeq lists its product as hypothetical. Gene Ontology annotation, molecular function: DNA-binding transcription factor activity, RNA polymerase II-specific; zinc ion binding; RNA polymerase II cis-regulatory region sequence-specific DNA binding. Gene Ontology annotation, biological process: positive regulation of transcription from RNA polymerase II promoter by galactose. NCBI's taxonomy places the organism in Eukaryota, Fungi, Basidiomycota, Exobasidiomycetes, Entylomatales. The transcript is spliced from 3 exons. The coding region runs from base 428 to 1795 and encodes 455 amino acids. Gene Ontology annotation, cellular component: nucleus. The record is from RefSeq and is a predicted model, not a curated record.
GCGCAAACCGAGCAGGCUCAAGCAUGAAGCUCCGCUCGGCGAAGCAGCACCGAGAAGGAGGCCGAGCUGCGCUUGCAUGCUCCACUCCGCUCGCACGAAGGUGCCUGGCCGAGGCCGCGGCCGAUGGUCUGAUCCCAGCUCAUGCACAGCUGCGCAUCGCCUUGCUCCUCUCCACAGCCUCUCUCGCGCACCCUUGCCGACCCCAGCGCGCCGCUCCUUCAGCUUCUUGCCCCGGCUGCGCUGCGCCUCAGCUCGGCGCCCAGCCGCGCGACCUCGCUGCCUCGCGGCAUCUUCGCCUGCCGCUGCGCACCUCUCGCAUUCCUCUCUUUGCAGCCACGCCGUCGUGACGCUCUGCGGCCCUCGGCCGCGCCUUGACGCACUUUCCACCGCGCUCUGAGCCUGCUCCGGCCCGCCGCGCUCAGCCUGCAUGGCCGGCCCAGGCGAGGCAUCCGGCUCGGGCAGCGGCAGCGUCGGUGGUGCAGGCUUUGCGCAUGGCGCAGCGCUGGGAGCGCAGGUGCGUUCGCAGCCCGUGUGGUUCCAGCCGGCACCCGGCAGCGCCGCAUCUGGCCUCUCCCUCACGCAGCUGGCCGAUGCCUUCGUCGACACGGCGGGCGCCGGGCCUUCGGGCGCGCCUGAUGCGUCGGCACGCAGCAGCGGCGCAGCGGAUGGAGUGGCGCAGGAGGAUAUGGCGUUCUGGCAAGCCUUCUUCGAGACGCCGGCGGGCGGGAGCGCCGCGCAAGGCCCGCACGCCGGCUCAAUGGCGCAAGACCCAGGCGGUGGCAGCUGGCACGCCGGCCCCUCGGUGAUGCGGCCUGCACCAAGCCAGCCGCACGACUUUGCACCGGAGAUGGCGCCUUUCCCGCCCAGCUCGUCCGCCAGCUUUGAGCUGGAGCCAAGCUGGGCGCCGACCUCACUGCCAGCGGUGCCACUGGCGCCUUCGAGGUCGCACGAUGAGCGGCGAGCCUCCACGAGCGCCGCAGCAUGGCGAGACUUCGAAGCGACGUCUGCUCCGUAUGCUGGCUCAGCGCCAACAGCGGACAGCGCGAGCACGCUCCAGCGGCCCCAGCCCGGCAUAUCGCACUUGGGAAGCGCAGAGGGCGCGCCUCCACCUCGUCCGCGGCAGCCCGACUCGCUCUCGCCAGACAGCGCAAGUCUCGGCAUUGGCGAUGGCCCUUCCGCUUUCGUCUUUCCGCCACUCAGUACAGCGGGCAUGGCGCCUUCUCUUGCGCUACCACACGCGCCCCCCGAAGGGCAGCCGCUCGAGACGACGCCUCCUCCCACUGCCGCGGCAGGCGACGGCAAGCGCGCCUCAGUGGCAUGUCUGCUGUGCCGCAAGCGCAAGCUACGUUGCGACCAGGCACAGCCAUGCAUGCAGUGCGAGCGCCGAGGCCUGCAGUGCGCAUACGAAGUGAUGGCGAGGAGGAUGCUGCGGCUCUCGGCCCGCGCUUUGCAGUACAUCCAGACGGACGCCAUCUCGCAAGCCAGCUCCGGCAUGACGAUCCAAGCCGCUCAGAGCGCUCAGGUCCUGGCGCUGAUCAAGCGGGGCGAUCUGCGCGUGUCGCUGCUGGAGCUUAUUACGCGCGUCGUCGAGUCGCUAGGCCUCAUGCGCCUCGUCAAGCUCGAAGACCCCGAGUCGGCGCGGCCCAUAAAGCCGCACAAUCCAGCUUACUACGAGCUGCCGCGUCCGCCGCCGCCGGGCACUACAAGCGUAGCAGAGGUGCGCAGAGAGCUCAUUGUGCGGCUCUGCUGGGCGCGGGCAGUGCACAGCGCAAGGCGGGUGCAGACUUGGCCGUGAGUGCCCAUCAAGCCUCUUGCAACCAUACAUCCCGCUG